This is a messenger RNA of Venustampulla echinocandica, 534 nucleotides long. RefSeq names its product Cytochrome b5-like heme binding protein. Lineage: Eukaryota; Fungi; Ascomycota; Leotiomycetes; Helotiales; Pleuroascaceae. The record is from RefSeq and is a predicted model, not a curated record. The transcript is spliced from 2 exons. The coding region runs from base 1 to 534 and encodes 177 amino acids. Gene Ontology annotation, cellular component: membrane; endomembrane system.
AUGGACUACGUCGAGAAUCGGAUGGCUCAAGAAGCUGCAAAACCCACACCUUCUCCGGAAGUACAAACCAUCGCAACACCAUUAAACCUGGUCCUUCUUUCCCUCUUCCUCUACAUCCUCUACCGCUCAUUCCGACCCUCUCCUGCUCCCAAGCUCGCGCCUCCUCCCCCGGCCAUCGUCUUCAGAACCUUUACACCACCUGACCUUCUCCCGUUCAAUGGCAUGAACAACCAACCUGUAUACCUAGCCGUGCGCGGGAAAGUCUUUGAUGUUUCUGCGGGCCGCAAUUUCUACGGCCCCGGCGGCCCCUACGAGAACUUUGCCGGCAGAGAUGCCACAAGGGGUUUGGCAUGCGGGAGUUUCGAUGAGGAUAUGCUGACAAAGGACUUGCAAGGCCCAUUGGACAAACUAGAGGGAUUGGGAGAUGAGGAGUUGGAGGCCUUGAGAGGGUGGGAGGAGAGGUUUGAGGAGAAGUAUUUGGUCGUGGGGCGGUUGGUUGCUGUCGGCGAUGAGGACAAGGAGGUAGAGAAGUGA